AUGCAGCCAGGUCCGGUUCUUGGUGGACUGGCUGUGUUUCUCCUCACCGCUGGCAUGACGUCGGCUGUGAGUGCGCAGCGCGCUUCUCAAACACCAAUCGAGGUCGAUGGAACUUCAUUCGCUCUCAAUGGUGACAAUGUUUCGUACCAUUUUCAUGUUGACAGUACUACGGGAGACCUGAUUGGGGACCACUUUGGCGGACCAGUCGACGGCGAUACCAUUGAGAGUGAAGUUGGGCCUGUCCAGGGCUGGGUCAACACCAUCGGCCGCGUGCGGCGAGAACUGCCUGAUCUUGGCCGAGGCGACUUCCGAAUCCCCGCCGUUCAGAUUCGGCAAUCAGAGGGAUAUACCGUCAGUGAGUUCCAGUAUCAGGGGCACAAAGUCGUCGAUGGGAAACCUGCGCUCAACGGCCUGCCGUCUACAUUUGGGCAAGACGAGGAGGUUUCCACGCUCGUCGUACACCUCUAUGACAAGUACAGUUCCGUGUCAGCGGAUCUCAUUUAUUCCAUCUUCCCCAAACAUGACGCUAUUGUCCGCAGUGUCAAUGUCACGAAUGGCGGCAGCGGAAACAUCACCAUCGAGAGACUUGCAAGCUUCAGCGUCGACCUGCCGUGGGGCGACUAUGAUAUGCUCCAGCUCGGGGGGGAUUGGGCUCGAGAGGGCAUGAGGGUCCGCAGAAAGGUCGAUUUUGGGACUCAGGGCUUUGGAAGUACAACUGGAUACUCGUCUCACUUGCACAACCCGUUCCUCGCAGUCGUGUCUCGCACUACCACCGAGUCUCACGGAGAGGCGUAUGGAUUUUCUCUGGUCUACACUGGAUCCUUUGCCGCCGAGGUGGAAAAGAGCUCUCAAGGCCUUACGAGGGCCGUGCUUGGAUUCAAUCCGUCCCAGCUCGCAUGGCCACUUGGACCCGGCGAGUCGCUGCAGUCCCCCGAGUGCGUCGCCAUAUUCUCAAGCACUGGUAUCGGCGGCAUGUCACGCAGACUGCAUCAUCUCUAUCGCCAGCACUUGAUGAAAAGCAGAUAUGCUACCGAGACGCGCCCUGUCCUCCUCAAUAGCUGGGAGGGCCUCGGUUUCGACUACAAUGCCACCACGAUUUAUCAACUCGCACAGCAGAGUGCGGAGCUCGGAGCCAGGCUCUUCGUGAUGGAUGAUGGCUGGUUUGGCGUCAAGUACCCUCGCACAAGUGACGACGCUGGGCUAGGAGACUGGAAGGUCAACCCUCAACGAUUCCCUGAUGGGCUCAAGGCGUUGGCUGACGAGGUCACCAAUCUAUCUGUUGGUAAUUCGUCUGCAAAGCUCAAAUUCGGCCUGUGGUUUGAACCUGAAAUGGUGAACCCAAACUCGAGCCUGUAUGAGGAGCAUCCUGACUGGGCUCUUCACGCCGGCAAGUACCCUCGCACCUUGACGAGACACCAAUUGGUGCUUAAUGUCGCGUUGCCCGAGGUCCAGGAAUUUAUUAUCGACUCAGUAUCCAAUAUCCUCACCAGUUCCAACAUUGCGUAUGUGAAGUGGGACAGCAACCGCGGUAUGCACGAAACGCCGACACCAUAUGCCAACCAUCAAUAUAUGCUUGGGCUGUACAGGGUAUUUGACAGGCUCACGGAACGGUUCCCAGACGUGCUCUGGGAAGGCUCCGCUUCAGGAGGAGGAAGAUUUGACCCCGGCGUGCUUCAAUACUUCCCGCAGAUCUGGACUUCUGACAACACUGAUGCGGUAGAGCGCAUCCAUAUUCAGUUCGGAACCUCACUGGCAUAUCCGGCAUCCGCCAUGGGAGCGCACAUAUCUGCGACACCAAACAGCCAAAGCGGACGCAACGAAACCAUCGAGUUCAGAGCCCAUGUUGCCAUGAUGGGUGGUUCAUUCGGCCUCGAGCUUGAUCCGUCACACAUGCCCGAACAGGACAGGGCCAAGGUUCCAGACCUCAUUAGGCUUGCUGAGAAGAUAAAUCCUAUUGUCAUCCAAGGUGACAUGUGGCGCCUCAACCUACCGGAGGAGUCUGACUAUCCUGCGGCGUUGUUCAUCUCAGAAGACGGAAAAGACGCUGUAUUGUUCUACUUUCAACUCAAACCCACCAUCAACAACGGCUGGCCAGUGGUGCGUCUUCAAGGUCUUGACGCCAAAGCCAUGUACAAAGUGGAUGGCAAUCAGACGGUUUCCGGUGCAACACUUAUGAACCGAGGUGUCUCGUAUGAUUUUGAUGCUGGGUAUUCGAGUAGAGUUGUGUUUUUUGAGAAGCAAUAA
Molecule: messenger RNA, 2244 nt
Organism: Metarhizium album ARSEF 1941
Lineage: Eukaryota; Fungi; Ascomycota; Sordariomycetes; Hypocreales; Clavicipitaceae
Product: alpha-galactosidase
Exons: 3
Coding region: 1-2244 (747 amino acids)
Biological process (GO): carbohydrate catabolic process
Molecular function (GO): alpha-galactosidase activity
Source: RefSeq, a predicted model, not a curated record